Pseudopodoces humilis (Tibetan ground-tit) is the source of this 4964-nucleotide messenger RNA. RefSeq names its product myotubularin related protein 8 (gene MTMR8). The record is from RefSeq and is a predicted model, not a curated record. Gene Ontology annotation, biological process: phosphatidylinositol dephosphorylation. Gene Ontology annotation, molecular function: phosphatidylinositol-3-phosphate phosphatase activity; phosphatidylinositol-3,5-bisphosphate phosphatase activity. Lineage: Eukaryota; Metazoa; Chordata; Aves; Passeriformes; Paridae. Gene Ontology annotation, cellular component: cytoplasm; nuclear envelope.
CCGGGCGGCCAUGGAGCACAUCAGCACCCCGAAGGUGGAAAACGUGAAGUUGCUGGAUCGCUACGCCAACAGGAAGGCAGCGAGCGGGACCUUGUACCUGACAGCCACACACCUGAUCUACGUGGAGGCCUCUGCUGAAGUCAGGAAGGAAACAUGGAUCCUGCACCACCACAUCUCCAGCGUGGAGAAGCUGCCCCUGACCACGGCUGGGUACCCCCUGCUCAUCCACUGCAAGAACUUCCACGUGGCUCACUUUGUGAUUGGGCAGGAGAGGGACUGCCAAGACGUGUUCACCUCCCUGCUCAAACUCUCCCAGCCAGUGAAACCUGAAGAACUUUAUGCUUUCUCUUACAAUCCUAAAAUGUCCAAAGAGAACCGGGAAAUGGGAUGGAAACUGAUUGAUUUGAGACUGGAUUACCAGCGCAUGGGAAUUCCCAACGACUCCUGGGAAAUAACAGAUAUUAAUAAGGACUAUGAGGUUUGCAGCACAUACCCUCCUGAGAUCGUGGUGCCUCGAGCUGCCACCAAGGCCGUGGUGAUGGGAAGUUCAAGGUUCAGGAGCCGAGGGCGGAUUCCGGUGCUUUCUUACUUAUACAAGGAAAACAAUGCUGCCCUGUGCCGCUGCAGCCAGCCCCUGGCCGGGUUCAGCGCGCGCUGCCUGGAGGACGAGCAGAUGCUCCAGGCCAUCCGAGAGGCCAACCCCGGCUGCCCCUUCAUGUAUGUUGUAGACACGAGGCCAAAGCUGAAUGCCAUGGCCAACAGAGCUGCUGGGAAGGGCUAUGAGAAUGAAGAUAAUUAUGAAAACAUUCGUUUUAAAUUCAUUGGCAUCGAGAACAUCCAUGUGAUGAGGAGCAGCCUGCAGAAACUGCUGGAAGUGUGUGAGAUGAAGUCCCCCUCCAUGAGCGAUUUCCUGACGGGGCUGGAGAACUCGGGCUGGCUGCGGCACAUCAAGGCUGUGAUGGAUGCAGGUGUCUUCCUGGCCAAGGCUGUGAGGGAGGAGAGGGCCAGCGUGCUGGUGCACUGCUCCGACGGCUGGGACCGCACGGCCCAGGUCUGCUCCCUGGCCAGCCUUCUCCUGGACCCCUUCUACAGGACCUUCAAAGGCUUCAUGGUCCUGAUAGAAAAGGAGUGGAUUGCAAUGGGCCACAAGUUCUCACACAGGUGUGGCCACCUGGAUGGGGACCCCAAAGAGGUGUCCCCUGUGUUCACUCAGUUUGUGGAGUGUGUGUGGCAGCUGAUGCAGCAGUUCCCCUGCUCCUUCGAGUUCAGCGAGCGCUUCCUGCUGGAGAUCCACGACCACGUUUAUUCCUGCCAGUUUGGCAACUUCCUGGGCACCUGCCACAAGGAGAGGGAGGAGCUCAGAAUCUUUGAGAAGACCCAUUCCCUGUGGCCUUUCCUCUUACAGAGGAAGCAGGAGUUGAGAAAUCCUUUGUACAGAGGGUUUACAGCUUACAAAGAGCUUCAACCAAACACUCUACCUUUCAGUUUCCAGUUCUGGUGUGGGAUGUACAACCGCUUUGACAAGGGCAUGCACCCCAAGCAGUGUGUGCUGGAUCAGCUGCUGAGCUGCAUCAGCCAGAAGGUGACACUGGAGGACAGCGCAUCCCAGCUGGAAAACAAACUCCCUAUCCUCGAUGGCCCCUUGCCCAGCAAAGGCUGCACCUCACCCGAGGCAGGAGCUGCUGCUGCCAAAGCCCCAACUCCUCCCCAGGACUGUGCAGGGGGAGCAGCCCCUGUGCUGAGCAAUGGCCCCUCCCUGGGGCAGCAGAAACACAAGGAGAGCCCAGCCCAGCCCCAGGAUCUCGGAGCCUCCCGGGAGGAUGGGCAGGCUCAGCACCAGGGAUGAGCUGUGGGAGCUGCUGGGAGAAGCUCUGGGGAGCUGCUGCAGCCCCCAUUUGCAGCUGAGUGUGAGUAGGGGUGUGCAGGGCUGGGGGAGCAGCUGCUGGGGGACACCUCCUGCAGCUCAGGUGAUGCAGAGCUGCCAGGAGCCUGCCUGGCAUUCCUGGGAGCUUGGCUUUCAGUGGGAACACGUGCAUUUCUGAGGGUCAGGGCUGCCUGCCAGCACUGCUGUUUGAGGCUGGAAGAAAUCAUGCCAAUUCCAUGAGGAGCUGGGCAGUAACUGCAGGAGGAAGGAUGCAAAUCCCUCUGUUCUCAGUGGUGGUCCAAGGUCAUCUUAGACCAAGAAAGAAUUUCAGUCCGUCUUCAAAUGAUAAAAAACCCCCCAACCUUUCUUAGCUGUGAAUGAAUCUCUGCAUGGACCCUUGCCUUGUAGCAGAAGUGAUUCAUGUUUUGUUUCCUAUGCAUAUUUGUUACACAGAACCAAACCCCCCGUGCCUUCUCUGAGACUGUGUCCGUGUCCAGCCAGGCCAUUGCUGGUUUUGUGUUGGAGUUUGCAGUGUGGUGUUGGGUCCUGUCUGUGCUCAGUGUUUGUCAGGAGGUUUUCUUCUGCUGCAGCUUCUCCAGGGUUUUUUGCUGUUCCCCUGAGUUCAGCAGCUUCUUUCCAAGCUGAGCUCUUGAGGAAUCAGCUUUUCUGCACCUCCUUUGUUGAUGGCAGUGCAGCAAGGCCCAGAGCCAGCCUGUAACACAUGGAUUUGUGACAGGAGGGAGGAUUGGAAAUGAGGAAACACAGGAGAACAUUUAUGUGGAAUUUUUCUCUCUUAUUUUAUGAUCUUGGUUAAAUUGAAGUGAGUUAACUCUGACGAGAGUUCCAAGGUGGAAUCAUUGAUGAGGCAGCAAUUACAGAUGGAUAACAGAUGGGCUAUGUUCUGCUAUUGAAAUGGGGCCUAAAAUGAUGAAAUCACUUGCUGGUUCUUGGGAAUGUUCAAGUUCCAGGAACUUUAGGGAUGUUUUGUGUGUCUCAUGAGCAGUAUCUCUCAUGGUAGUGAACUUAGGAAGAAUCAGAAGAAAUGAGGACUUCUCUCCCCAGGGGUUGGGUGUCACAAAUGAGUGCUUGAAGGUCACCCAAAGAAUCCUUGGGAGAGGCAUCAGCAAGAAACAGGUUUGAUAUAAAAAAGUGUGACUGAAUUAAUUGGCAAGGUUCACUCUGUUACUUAUUAAAUGGUUAAAGCACAUAGAGAAAAACUAAAAUAGAAAAUCAAGCAACAAACUAAAAUCAUCCACCGUGGAGGCUGGGGCUGGAAAAGGGUCAGGAUGAAAGGGAGUGAGGGAGGUUCUCCUGUUGAGUCACGAGGUUCAGAGUGGAGCAUCCUGCCAGGCUGAGCCCUGCAAUUAUCAGCAGUUCAGGCCUUAAAGGUUUCCUGGCAUCGGAGGAUCAGGAGCAGAACUCAGCAGCAGUUUGAGAAUCAGCAGGUAAGGAAUUGAACAAGGGGUUUAUGUAGAAUUUCCUACAAGCACAACAGGAGCUCCUUAGAGGCUGGACUCACAAAUCCAGAGUACUCCAUAAUCCAGGAGAGCAGCAUUCCCAGUGCUUCGGCUCUGGCACAGCCCCAGGGACCAGGACCAGGUCCAGGUGUAUCCCUGGGAAAAAUCCCCUUUGAUUUCCCUGCUAUAGAGAGUUGUUUUUAUCUGAGUCCCUUCCCAGCCUGGCUGCAAUUUGGGUCAAUAUCUUCAUUUGAAAGAACAAAAAUGUUCCACUUGGGUUGUUACUCAGGCGAGAAAAAUCCGAUUCCAGGAUUAAACGCAGGAGUUUGUGCUCCAGCCCUGGGAGCAGCCAGUGUUCCUGAUAAGCUCAGGGUGCUGCUUAUCAAAGCCUGAGGACAUUUCUGAGAUUGUGGUGUGGCCUUGGGGGCUUGGAGGAUUCACCCCCCUCGGGAAAGCUGUGCCACUGUCCUUGUUCUGUGCUGAAUUGCACAGAAACUCCCUGUGCAGCUUUAUCCAGGAUGCUGCUCUGCUCCCUUUUCAAGCUGUUCUUUCAGUUAGGUGCUGCCAUCAAGUUUUCAAAUCAGUUUUUAUGUUUUAUAAAAAAUUUGGAAGCCAAAUGAAAAUGUUUAAGCCUUCUCAAUCUCCAGUGAAAGCAGAACCAUUCCAUUAUAACACCAGAAAGUGCAGUAACUGUGUUCGUGUGCUUUUAACCCACAGUGAAAUCACUGGGUAGAUCCAGUGUCCAAAAACCAGCCAGAACCUCCCUGAGUGGCUCGUUCUGAGUAAGAAAAUACCUAUUUUAUAAAGCACAUGAAAGAUCCAGGGAAGAAGAGAGCAUAGAGCACUGCCUGGAAUGGCAAAGAGGAAGUUUUUUAAUACUGAGGGUUUGUCAGACUUAAGCAAAGUUGCCAAGAAGGAGCUACAAGAGUGCUUGAUUAAAAAUUAAACCCUGGAAAUACUGAGCCAGGUGUGAGUGAUGGAUCAGCCUUGUCUUUCUGUAAUGGGCAACAUCCACUCCCAAAUCUGAGAGAAAAUGGGACAGGAAGCCAAGACAGGCACAUUUUAGGACCAGUUAUUCUGUGGAUCAUCAGUUCAUUGAGUAUCUUUCAUAAUUAUCAUUAGAGAUCCCAAACUGCAGAGGAUUUUGAUUGACUGCUGAAGGACUUAACGAUACCACUGGUUAAUUAUUGUACAAAUCCAGCUUGCAGAAGGCUCCUGGAAAUGUUUGUAUGUUGCUUUGCCUUUGGAAUUGCCAUUGGAGGAGUUUAAUAAUCUUUCCUCAUUCCUAAAAAACGAUACCUCCACAAAACUCCAGUGUUACUCCAAGUGUGUACAACCACCACCAGGUUACUCAGUGUUGUAAGCUUGGAGUAAUUUUGCUGCUUUUAACUCCAGUGGCAAAACAGAACCAAACCCAAAAAUUAAUGUCUUUUAAAGCUCUUGGAUUUUGUGUGUACAGGCUCAGGCAAAGUGGUGUACUAAAAGCUUUUCAUGCUGAUGCUGGAAUUUAGGAGCUGGAGAAGAUUCCAGGGUUUCCUCUCUCUCCACGAGCUCAUGGUGUGAAAGGCAGUGAAUGAGAAGCUGUGUGGGGCUGUGGGAGAGCAGAGGUGAGGAGCUGUUCAGAGCCCUGUCCUGAGCUCAGC